Molecule: messenger RNA, 2229 nt
Organism: Malassezia japonica
Lineage: Eukaryota; Fungi; Basidiomycota; Malasseziomycetes; Malasseziales; Malasseziaceae
Exons: 2
Coding region: 1-2229 (742 amino acids)
Biological process (GO): post-transcriptional regulation of gene expression
Cellular component (GO): cytoplasm
Molecular function (GO): mRNA binding
Source: RefSeq, a predicted model, not a curated record
AUGGCGCUCCCUCCAAACCCCGCCGCCCCCGCCCUGGGCGCCGCCGCACCCCCCGCGGCUCCGGGUGCGCGCCCUAACGAUCGCGCGGACGUGCGUGCAAACGACGAGCCGCGUGUGCCGACGGGAAAGACGCCCGGCCGCGCGCCGCGCCCGACGGCGCCGGUCGCGGCCCCCGGCGCUCCGAUCGGCUCCAUGUUCAACGAGCGUUUCCUUUUUGACGAUGAGAUGGAAGCCGCGGACGACUCGACGUUUAUGCGCAGGUACAACCUGUCGGGUGACGAUGACGAAUUCCCUGUGCUUCUCCGCCAUGACGAGUUUCCGAGCUCGCUUUCGACCUUUUCCUCCGCGCUGGAUCUCGCUCCUUUGUCGCACAUGUCCCCUCGGCAGCACCGCGUGCAGCCUGUGUCUGGCAGGAGUGCGGCGCUGUCGCCUUGGCUGCACGCCACCCCGACGGAUUUCGCCCGCAGCAUCGACGAGUCGGUGAACGAGCUUGCGGCGUCGACCGGAUCGCUGUCGGUGCACGAUCCCCCUGCGCCGUUCUCGGGCAGUAUGCACCCAAUGGCCCCAGGCAGUGCUGCAUUCCCUGCCCCGGGCGCGGAGCUCUUUGAAAAAGAGUCGCGCGGCAAUUUGCCACUGAGCAACGCCUACCCCGGACUCGGUGUGCACCCCACGUCCGGCGCGCCGCUGCCGUUCAACUCGCGCCCUACCUCGCUGCAGGACGCAUCGGCGCUCGGUAUCCCUCCGAUCCUCGGCCAGACGCCGAGCGCCCCGCUGCCGCUCGACACGUCGCCCGGCCGCAGCCCGUUGACGGAUGCCGGCGUGGCGCCCGAGACGCAGCGUAACUUCUCUCGCUACCGCAAGGACGAGCGCCGUGGCACCAAGGCCGCCCGUGCCCCCCUCACGCCCGAGACGCCGAGCGAGGAGCAGGGCUUCAAAGGCGUGCGCCGCACCGACCUCGACCUCUCGACGAUGCGUCUGGAGGACCUGCGUGGCGAGCUGUCGCAGCUGUGCAAGGACCAGUACGGCUGCCGCUUCCUGCAGAAGAAGCUCGAGGAAGACGUGCCUGCGCAGUGCGACCUGAUCUUCUCCGAGACGUUUCCCUACUUUGCGGAGCUGAUGACGGAUCCUUUUGGUAACUACUUGUGCCAGAAGUUGCUCGAGUACUGCACCGAUGCGCAGCGCGACCAGAUUGUCGAGGCGAUUGCCGCGGACCUCGUCACGAUCUCGCUCAAUAUGCACGGCACGCGCGCGGUGCAAAAGACGAUCGACUUCAUCUCGACGCCCGCGCAGACGCAGGCGAUCAUCGCCGCGCUCAGCCGCAACGUCGUGACGCUGAUCAAGGACCUCAACGGCAACCAUGUGAUCCAAAAAUGCCUGAACCGUCUCUCUGCCGAGGAGAGCCAGUUUAUCUAUGACGCUGUCGCGCAGAAGUGCAUGGACGUUGCGACGCACCGUCACGGCUGCUGCGUCCUGCAGCGCUGCAUCGACCACGCGACCGAGGCGCAGCGCUUCCAGCUCGUCAAGGAAAUUACGCGCCACGCCCUGCCGCUCGUCCAGGAUCCGUUUGGCAACUACGUGGUGCAGUACGUGCUGGACCUGAACGACCCCCACUUCAGCGAGGCGGUCACCCACCAGUUCCUCGGCAACGUCUGCCUGCUCUCUGCGCAAAAGUUCUCCUCGAACGUCAUCGAAAAGUGCAUUCGCGUGGCCCAGCCCGGCUCGCGCAAGCUGCUGGUCGAGGAGCUGAUCGACGAGACGCGUCUCGAGUCGCUCCUCCGCGACUCGUUUGCGAACUAUGUCGUGCAGACCGCGCUGGACUAUGCCGAGCCCGUGCAGCGCAUGCACCUCGUGAACUGCAUCCGCCCGAUCUUGCCCGCGAUCCGCAACACGCCGUACGGCAAGCGGAUCCAGAGCAAGCUGCAGCGCGAUGGCCCCGACGCCCAGGCGCCGUACGCGCCGCGUGGUGGCCGUGGCGGCUUCUCUCGCGGCGGCGGCGCGGCGCGCAACUUUCCCGGCGCGGUCGGCGCCGGGCGUGGUGGCCGCGGCGGACGCCGCAAGCAGGAGCCGGUGUAUGCAGGCGGGGCUUAUGCCGAGGCUGCCCCCCUGUACGCACCCAACGUGCCGCUCUAUGCACCGCUGCGCAGUAUGAACCUCUCCGAGGCGCCUGCGGAGUAUGCGUCGCCUGAAGGCUUUGCGCGCAUCGCGCCGCAUGGCAAGACGCAAUGGUGA